AUGGAACUUGCAAAAGAAUUUGUUGAGUUUAUUAAUAAGGCCUGUACCCCGUUUCAUGUGGUUGAGGUUAUUUCCUCUUUGUUGAUUGCUGCUGGAUACAAACUUCUCAAAGAAGGUGAAGCAUGGCCCUCUAUUAUGGCGGGCGGGCGGUAUUUCGUUACGAGAAAUGAUAGCAGUCUGGUUGCAUUUUCUGUCGGGGGCAAAUUUGAACCUGCUAAUGGUAUAAAAAUUGUGGGGGCCCAUACGGAUUCUCCGGUCCUUGCAUUAAAACCAAGAACAAAGGCUGAUAAAGGGGAAUAUCAGGGUAUUGCAGUUCAGUGUUACGGUGGUGGCCUAUGGCACACGUGGUUUGACCGAGAUUUAACAGUCGCCGGCAGAGUAUUUUUAUCUUCACCCAAAUUGGAAAAACGUCUUGUGAAUUUAAAGCGGCCAAUUGUACGGAUUCCUUCCCUUGCAAUUCACCUUCAAACAGCUCAGGAACGUGAAGCAUUUGCGCCAAACAAAGAAAAACACUUGGUUCCCAUUAUUGCAACCGAGGUUUCGGGUGCCUUAAAUGGGGAUAACAACAAACGCCACAGUUUUCAUCUAAUGAAACUACUUGCAGAGGAAUUGGGUUGUCUCACGGAGGAUAUUGUGGAUUAUGAUCUAAGUGUUAUUGAUACUCAGCCUGCAACAAUUGGUGGGGCAUGUGAUGAGUUUAUUUUUGCGCCACGUCUGGACAACCUGAUUUCUUGUUUUUGUGGUAUAAAAGCUCUUCUCCAAGCGGACAGGAGUCUGGAUACUGACAACAUGAUAAGAAUGGUUUGUCUUUUUGAUAACGAAGAGGUUGGGUCUGAAACCACACAGGGCGCAGGUGGAACCCUGGUUCCAGACUUGAUUGAACAUAUUAUUGCUUCAAGGGCACUAAGAUCCACGCUUGUGGCAAAUUCUUUUUUGCUUUCCGUGGAUGGUGCGCACGCGCUUCAUCCAAAUUACAAAGACAAGCAUGAAGAAAAUCAUCGACCUCUUCUUCAUCGCGGGCCUGUUAUUAAAUACAACGCAAAUAUGCGUUAUGCCACAAAUGGAGCUACCGCUUCUUUAAUAAAGUCGAUAGCGAAAACAGCAUCAAUUCCCAUGCAAGAAUUUUGUGUAAAGAAUGACUCUUCAUGUGGUUCAACAAUUGGGCCCAUUCUUUCUUCUUUAUCUGGAAUACGAACUGUUGAUAUUGGAAACCCGAUGUUGAGCAUGCACAGCAUUCGAGAGAUGUGUGGGACGACGGACAUCUCUCACUUGGUGAACUUCAUCGAAGCAUUUUUUAUCUCUUAUGGAAGUCAUGCGAUAGAGUCAUGA
Molecule: messenger RNA, 1329 nt
Organism: Trypanosoma rangeli
Lineage: Eukaryota; Euglenozoa; Kinetoplastea; Trypanosomatida; Trypanosomatidae
Product: putative aspartyl aminopeptidase, putative,metallo-peptidase, clan MH, family M20
Exons: 1
Coding region: 1-1329 (442 amino acids)
Biological process (GO): proteolysis
Molecular function (GO): zinc ion binding; aminopeptidase activity
Source: RefSeq, a predicted model, not a curated record